UCAGCAUAAACAGAGCCCAUAAACAUAAACACUCUCUAUCUGCAGAAAUCAAAUAACAGAGAAAAGAAUCAUAAGAAAAUGCAUACCAUACACUUUGAGUGUAUAGUUCCACUAUCAAUAACCAAAAACUCUCUCUUUACACACAAAACAACAACCCCAUUAUCCCUAUUAACCUUAUCAUCAUCAUCUUCUCAAAAUUCCACUGUUAGAACAAGAGCAGGUUGGUUUUUAGGUCUAACAUCAGAUAACAAGAAGAAGAUGAAUUUGCCUGAUACUGUUAAAGCUGGUGACCCUGUUUUGCAUGAGCCUGCUCAAGAAGUUGAUAUUAGUGAGAUUAAUUCUGAGAAAAUUCAGAAAAUUAUUGAUGAUAUGAUUAGGGUUAUGAGGAAAGCUCCUGGUGUUGGUUUAGCUGCUCCUCAAAUUGGAAUUCCUUAUAGGAUAAUUGUUUUGGAAGAUACCAAAGAGUAUAUUAGUUAUGCCCCAAAGGAAGAAAUAAAAGCACAAGAUAGAAGACCUUUUGAUCUUUUGGUGAUCUUGAAUCCCAAGCUGAAGAAUAAGAGCAACAAAACUGCCCUAUUUUUUGAAGGGUGUUUGAGUGUUGAUGGAUAUAGAGCUAUGGUGGAGCGAUACCUUGACGUUGAAGUUACAGGUUUGGAUCGUAAUGGCGAACCAAUCAAAAUAACUGCUUCUGGAUGGCAGGCCCGGGUUUUACAACAUGAAUGUGAUCACUUGGAUGGAACUCUAUAUGUUGAUAAGAUGGUACCUAGAACUUUCAGAAUCAUUGAAAAUUUGGACCUACCUCUUGCACAAGGGAGCCCGAAACUUGGUCCUCGGUAACCCAAGUUUUGCAACUCGCCGCCUCGGAUAAGCCCAUAAACCAGGUUUCUUGUGCAUGUUAGUCAAAAUUUUACAUUUGUAGAUCCCAAAAUGUAGACCAGAUUCAAUGUGUUAUAAUUACUCUUGAUUUGAGAAUAAUCAUCAAUUUUCAAUGUCGAAUUUUGUUAUUGCAUUA
Messenger RNA from Cicer arietinum (chickpea), 1012 nucleotides. RefSeq names its product peptide deformylase 1A, chloroplastic. NCBI's taxonomy places the organism in Eukaryota, Viridiplantae, Streptophyta, Magnoliopsida, Fabales, Fabaceae. Gene Ontology annotation, cellular component: mitochondrion; chloroplast. The record is from RefSeq and is a predicted model, not a curated record. Gene Ontology annotation, biological process: N-terminal protein amino acid modification; peptidyl-methionine modification. Gene Ontology annotation, molecular function: peptide deformylase activity.